AGGCCGCGCGGCCGGGGCAGUCAGAUCGGACGCUCCCGAGACCCCCGCACUCCUGGGCGGUUGCGGAUCCUGCCCGGAGAUCCCAGACCUGGGUUGGGGUCCGCGGGCCAUCUUGCGGGCCCUGGUGAAGCCCUGUCCACCGUCCACCCAGCCCUCGGCAUGGAGCGAUCGCCCACUUUCCUGGGGACGCGGCCCCCGCCGUGGGGAAUGCCCGGCCGGGCGGCGGAUUCUGCUCCUGUCCAGGAUCCUGCCCUUGGCCCCUUACCGGGGCUCCUCGUCGCAUCCCUCCAUGGCCGUUGUCAUGCGUCUUCCUGCCAGUGGGACCCCCGAGCAGGCCUCCCCCCCAUCCAGCGGUUCUCCAGGUGCACCCAGAGUUCAGUCCACAGUUCCUCACCUGUGGUUUCCACCUGGGCCCAGGUCUCCUCUGUGACUCCUCAUUUCCUCCAGGAUGAAGUCCCCAUCCGCAGCUGGGUUCUUGGCCCUGCUGCCCUCUGCGACCCUUCUUUCUGCCACACUCUCUCCUAGCCAGGACCCUGCAGUUUCUGGAACUCGCUGCCACCUGGCCACUUUCUCUGUAUCUUCCUGCAGGGAGUUUGACUGGCUGGUUGAGGUUCCAUGGCCCGCAGUCCUAUGUAGGUCGUUUAGAGUGUAUUUGGCUCCUUCUUGGACCUUUUAAUACUGGUGCCUUCUGGGGCCUGGCUGAGGGCUGCGCAAUUGUGAGCUUGUGGUUGAAGUUGUUGGGGUUCUGGGUGUCGCGGUGGGUGCCCGGUGAAAGAUCUAUCCUGGUGUGAGCUUCCCAUUCCGACCCAUCAGUGACACAUGGGAGGUCCUAGGAAAGAAGCUAGCUGAGCCUGGUGGAUUUUUUUCUCCUGCAGCUUCCCCUCUUCCUGUGCCCCUUACCCAUCUGUUCAGCAAAUGAUUAUUGUGCUAAAGCACAUACCUACUGGUCCUGCUCACAUGCAGUUGUAGUUGGGGGGUGGGGAUCUCAUUAAACAUGUAAAUCAGCUGUGGAACCAUGGGAGUGAGGUAGGAUGGGCAAGGAUGGACCACUUGGGUAGGGGAAGAGGUUCUCAGCAGGGAAACAGGCAACCCUGAGGCAGGAAGGGGCUGUGUGAGAUGAAGAGGUUGGCUGAGCCUGGCUGUAGGCUUGGCGGGCUGUGGUGAGGGAUGUGAUCUGCUGGGAAUAGCGGGAGGCCACGGGGAUAUCCUCUGAGGGAGAUGGCAGGGUGAUCAGAUCAGUGCUGUGGGAGGACUCCUUGCCUGCUGGGUAGAAGGGCCCGAACUGGGGUGAUGCUUGCUGAGGGGUGACUCCUCAAGGAAAGGCUGUUGCUGCAGGAUGAGGAAAAAUUCUAGAGGCAGGGACCAGGUGGUGGCAAACUGGUAGAGCCAGCAGCAGGCCCAGGCAUGGAUUGGAUUGGGCCUGGAGGGUGGAGGAGUAUCAGGGAUGACACCUGUGUUUCUAGCUUUGGUCCUAGGGCUAUGUCCACCCUUGUCAUUCUCCAGGAGUCAGGAGCCUCCUAGCAGGCCACCCAGCAGCAGCAGAGCCUUAUCUACUGGGCCCCCAUCCCUUUGGGAGUUUUUUUUUUUUUUUCCUUUCGGUGCCGUGGAUGGAACUCAGGACCUUGUGCUUAUGAAGCAGGUGCGGUGCCAUUGAGCUCCCAGCCCUCCUUUGGGGGUAUUUUGAAGCUGACAUUUCUCACCCUUGACACUGUGGACACGUGGGGCCAGGUUAUUCCCUGUUGGGGCCAUUGUAGAUGUUACAGGGUAGAGAGCAGUGUCCCUGUCCUUCACAUACGCCAUGCCCUCAGUUGUGACAACCACAGGUGUUGCCACACAUUGCCCAGUCCCCUGAGGGGCAGGACCACCUCUUUUUGAGAACUGAUACCAUAGACUUCCCUCUUCUGAAAAGUACCCCAUGUGAGAUCUGCAACCUGCAUGGGAAUUUGUGGUUCAGUGACUUCAUCCUUAGCUCUGCCCUGGCUUUUACAGCACUCUUCCCGAUGUGCUCCUGGAUCUUGAUGACUGGGUCUCACUCCAGUCCUGGGCCUCACUUCUGAGGUCUGGAGGGUACAUAUCUGGGCUGUGGGGGCCUCUGCCCCACGGCAGAUCUUCCAAUGCUGUGACUCAAAGCUGAGUGAGCCUGGGUGUUCUCUACUCCUCUCCAUGAGGGAAGGUAUGGUCAGUGGAUGGGUUUUUCUCAGAUCUUUGUGUUGUCUUCAUUGCUCUGGCCUUAAUUGUUGUUCACUUAACAUAUUUAACGGCACCUUGCAGGUCUUGCAGAGAGGAGGAACAUCAGAGUUCCUUUUUGAGCCAGGCCCCUCAUCCCCAUUUUACUCCCGUCUCAUUUGCUUCCUGAGGCAAGUGGCACCCACAAUUGUAGAUGAGGCCAGGAGGGUCACACAGGCCCCAGGCUGCAGCAAUAAAGCAGCAGGCCCAGGCUCCUCGCCUGAUCCCACCCUCGACCCUGCCUGGCCCAACAGGGAAGAGCCAUUGUCCAGACUCAGUGGGGCCUUCCCAGCUCAAGAUGUAUCCUGCCAUUGUUUCGGGAGCCUUUGUUUGUUGUAUUUCCUCUGUGGGCAGCUCUGUCUCCAAACAGUCUGUGAGCUUGUGGAGCUGUGCUGCAGGAGAGGGGCCCAUGUGCUCUGGGGUCCUUUGGUCUGAGACUUGUGCCCUCUUCUGGAGGUGGCCGAUGAGUCCCUGAAGGAUUGCAAUGAGAUGGGCAGAACAAGGGUUUGGGCAGCAGUGUGGACAGAGGCCUGGGAGAGACGGUCACCCUGGGCCCAAGGCAGGGAAAGUGAGGCUGGGGUGGGCUAGGGCUCUGAAGGCCUUGCUCUUUGCAGGUGAUGGCUGGGCUUAGGGCAAGGUUGGGGAUACAAGCCUUGGACAGUCCUGUCUAGGGUAAGCCUGGCCAGCAAGGCCAAGGUUGUGGCAGUCUGGACAGGAGAGGAUGAAAUGGGGCUGUGGGGAUGGGCAGGACUUGGAGCCGUGCCUCCUCACCUGGCGUGGUUGGGCGGGUCCUGACCUGUGCCCCAGCUUCCUGGAAGGAACCUGCCCCAUGUCCCCGCAGGGUUUCCCACGGCACACCAUGGAGACCCGUGACUGCAAGGCUCCUGGGGGCUCGGCUCGGACUGCGAUGGGGCUGGGCCACAGCUUCCUAACAGGGCUGUUGUCAAGGGUGGUGACCAAGUGUCUGAGAACCUCCGCACCUCCCCUGCCAAGUGAGGCCCGGCCGCGUUGUUGGCGGGUGCCCUAUAGGAGGCCCAGUGCAGGACCCGGUGCCCGCCCGCCAUGAACGGCCUGUCGGUGAGCGAACUCUGCUGCCUCUUCUGCUGUCCGCCCUGCCCUGGCCGCAUCGCUGCCAAGCUCGCCUUCCUGCCACCUGAGCCCACCUAUUCGCUGUUGCCUGAGCCGGAGCCAGUACCUGGCGGAGCCGGGGCUGCCCCAUCAGGGACCCUGCGGGCCUCCGCAGGUACCCCUGGGCGCUGGAAGGUGCACCUGACGGAGCGGGCUGACUUCCAGUAUGGUCAGCGCGAGCUGGACACCAUUGAGAUCUUCCUGACAAAGAGUGCCCGUGGCAACCGUAUCUCCUGCAUGUAUGUGCGCUGCGUGCCUGGGGCCAGGUACACAGUUCUUUUCUCACACGGUAAUGCUGUGGACCUGGGCCAGAUGAGCAGCUUCUACAUCGGCCUGGGCACCCGCCUCAGCUGCAACAUCUUCUCCUAUGACUACUCUGGCUAUGGUGUCAGCUCAGGCCGGCCCUCUGAGAAGAACCUCUAUGCUGACAUUGACGCUGCCUGGCAGGCCCUGCGUACCAGGUAUGGCAUCAGCCCAGACAGCAUCAUCCUGUACGGGCAGAGCAUUGGCACAGUGCCCACGGUGGACCUGGCCUCGCGCUACGAGUGUGCCGCUGUGGUGCUGCACUCGCCGCUCACCUCGGGCAUGCGCGUCGCCUUCCCUGACACCAGGAAGACCUACUGCUUUGAUGCAUUCCCCAACAUCGAGAAGGUGUCCAAGAUCACGUCGCCUGUGCUCAUCAUCCAUGGCACAGAGGACGAAGUGAUUGACUUCUCCCAUGGGCUGGCACUGUACGAGCGCUGCCCCAAGGCGGUGGAGCCGCUGUGGGUGGAGGGCGCUGGACACAAUGACAUCGAGCUCUACAGCCAGUACCUGGAACGGCUCCGCCGCUUCAUCUCCCAGGAGCUGCCCAGCCAGCGUGCCUAGUGUUGGCCGGUGACCCCACACCGCGCCAGGCCUCAGCAAUAAGGCAGCUGCCCGGAGGACUUGCCUCUCAGCGGCCCAAGGGGCUGCAUGUGGACCCCUGAGCCACCCAGGACCCUGACCUAGCCCAGGGGCCAUGGACAAUGUGCAGGUGAUGGAGCUACACUCUUCCUUUUGGAAGCAAAGAGAAGUGAAAAAUUAAAAAU
Fukomys damarensis (Damara mole-rat) is the source of this 4424-nucleotide messenger RNA. RefSeq names its product abhydrolase domain containing 17A, depalmitoylase (gene Abhd17a). NCBI's taxonomy places the organism in Eukaryota, Metazoa, Chordata, Mammalia, Rodentia, Bathyergidae. The coding region runs from base 3289 to 4221 and encodes 310 amino acids. The record is from RefSeq and is a predicted model, not a curated record. The transcript is spliced from 4 exons. Gene Ontology annotation, cellular component: endosome membrane; plasma membrane. Gene Ontology annotation, biological process: protein depalmitoylation. Gene Ontology annotation, molecular function: palmitoyl-(protein) hydrolase activity.